UCAUAACCUAAAAUGUCGGAAACCUCACAUCCAUCUCGCGAUCCAAAAAAUCUCAGCGAACCAUUCGCAGUCAUCGAAUUUCUCGAGAAAAACGAAAAAGGGCUACCAUGCAUUGAUUUGGUGCCGAAAAAAUGGUUUAAUAGUGCAGAAGAAGACACCUGUAAAUUCCCACCGACAACUGAAUAUCAUCUACUUGACGACUACUUGGAAAAAUUGCACUCGCCCAAGGACUCUUGGCAAAGUUAUCCAUUUUGCUUCAUCACCGGAGCAGCUGAUUUGGAUCAGGGUCGCAGAAGAUUAAAAAAGGCCCAAGUAACUCUCAACUGUGAGACAACCGAUGGUGAAAAUGAUCGAAAGGGGGGGAGGUCCGAAACUUCCUCGAAAGCAAAAAUUUCAGCAAAACCCUUAACUGCAUCAAAGUCUCAACUAAACAACAUCUUUAGUACUAAAAUCCCGAUUCCACCUAGAAAUCAAACUCCAAAGUCUGGUAUACAAGCAAAACCAAAGACAAGAUUUCAAAGCAUUUACCAGAGUGGAUCUGACUCUGAAGACGAAAAUCAUGAUUGUCUUAUAGCUAAUCCUGAGGAGAUUCGAGCCUCAAAGGCUCAAAAUAAUUCUGGCUUUUUGCAAAUGUCGAGUAAAUCGCGAUCUGUACCAACAGGUGCAUGUUUAUCAUUUAAACAGCGGUCAAGGAAGAAUAUUACUUUGCUUAAAGACGUCGAAACUGAUGAAUCUGAGAGCAAUGAUUCCUCCGAUGGAAUUCUGCAGUCACCUACAAAAUCGAUGGACUCAGCGAGAAAUACAAGAAAAGAACUUCAUUUGACACCUCCUUCACCACUAGUCCAUAACGCUUCAGGUAACCGAAAAAGGCGUGCAUCGUCUACUACACGCGCUGAAGACGGAUUGAAUUCGAUUGUGAGCCCAGGAACUCCAAAAACUUCACGAUCAAUGAUGGUACACCCUGCUAAGAUGCCAAAAAUGCUGGGACCACAAAACCAGUUGUCAUCUAGUCAUUAUGCUGAUAAUGAACGUCGAAUCCUGAACUCCCUUCGAGAUUACUUUGAUCAGCAAUUAGAUGAAAAGCUCGAAAAUUUAAGACGCAGGAUGGCUUACGAUUUAAAGCAGUCUAUGAAUGAGCUCAAGACCACAAUCAUUGGCACUAAUCUAGCCCCAGCUUCUGGUCCUAGCUUGCUUGAAAUACAGAAGCAGAUGUCUACGCCACUACCAUUUGAAAUGGAUGAUAAGUUCCAGGAAUACGAAGCGAUAUUGACAACGGACCCAAAUCUCGUAGAAACACUGCGAUUAUUCAUGAGAGUUUUGAUAAGCAAUAAAAAAGAGAUGAAAAUAUGUGUUUCCACUAUCCUAUCUGCGGUUCUGAGGAAGACAGUGUCACUGCACUAUUCUGGUUACGGAAAGGAAGCUGGCGGAAAGAAAAAGAAAAAUUUUUAUAACACUACAGUAUGCAAAGUGCUGAUUGAUGUGAUAAUUGAGGUAAUAGGAUCCAGCACUGAUGAGAAGAAGAUAAUGUCAGAAGUAAGUACUUGGUUGUCACGUUCUGGCGAUCGAGAGGGUGGGGGUAAGGAACGACAACGCGGGUCAAGUCAUCAUAACGAGAAUAAUUCAGUUUGUUCCUUUGAUACCAAUCGAUAAUACUUCAUUUUUCCGGGAUAAAUGGAAUUGUAAAAUCACUGUGUUAAUAUGACUCCAUUAAUUCAUUUUCGUAAUUGUAUUAGUUGUGAUAUUCUUGAUAAAAGGUACGAUUAAUAGGAAAAGUUUAUAUUAUCAAUAUAUUUUUAUCGCGAGGCGUUUCAUUGGGCAGAAUAUAUAUUAAUAUAUGAAUAUUGUUUAGUAUUCGGCUGUCAUUGAAGUAUUAAUUAUAUUUAUUAUAUUUCUCCUGGCGAGGUCGGAAAUCCAGAAGAUGGAAAUAACAAUUGGAAAAUGUGAUGUAUCUUAGCAUAAUAAAGUAUUUUCUAUGUCAUUUCCUCAUAAGUUAGAUCACGGGAAUAAAUAUCCGUUGUUGGUUCAGGGAUUAAAUAUUAUGUCCAAAAGUUUAAAGGGAAAAAUAAUAAGUGGAUUUUUAAUUUUUAAGAAAAAUUCUAAUGAAAGUAAUUUCAGCCAUUGAGAGCUGUUUUCAGUAUUUGGUGAUUCAAGUCAAAUAAUAUUUAUAAGGUUGAAGUUUCACAAUCGGACUGCGUCCAUAUUCCCCAAAGAUUUCAAAUUUAAGGGUUGAAAUUAAUUAGUUAUAUGUAAUCCUAUCCAAGACUUUUUUAUAUUUCUAAGUUUGUUUGAAAGAGUGAAUAUAAUAAGCAAUAUUAUAUAGAACUAGCACACAAUCAAUGCAACUAAAUAUCAUUCUAUGUUCCGGAGUUGCAGAUGGAGAAGACAUUAUUGUAAAAAAAGGACGUCUUUCCGAGAUGAAAAAAUAAUUCUUAUCAGGAUAAUUCGUAUCAGCAAUUGUCUAUGGAUAUAAGAAUUAAUUCUUAUCAUCCAUAGCGGAAUAAAUUAUCCAUAAUAUUGCUAUUAUAAUGACUGUUUUCAUGCUUGAAUUGAAGCACGAUAAUUUAUCAAUUCUAAACUACUAAUUUAAAAAAUAACAUUGGUGCGUUAUUUUGUUGGAUAUUUUGUUAAUACAAUCUUCGAAUUCUGAAGACUGACUGCUAAUAUUAUUAGAUUGUAAGAGAGAGUUUAUUAAGACUUAAUAUGGUAUGUCGUAUUAAAUUUCGGAUUCAAAUGAUCUACGUAGAUUAUUUAUUUUAAAAGCGGAUGAAAAUAAUCCACAAAAGAUUUUUCUACAAUUUAUACCUGCAAUCAUUUUUUUGAGUUUUCAUAUUCUGUUCGCGGAAAAAUCUCAUAGUUGUGAUUAUCUUUCAUGAAAAUUGGAGAUACAAACACUGCAUAUCUUUAACUGUUCAACCAAAAUCGGAUGAAAACAUGUACUAUGUCGAUAGGAGGAAAAAAGUUUUUGAUUGGCUGAGUUUUUUUGUCAAUAGAUUUAAUAAAUUUAAAUAUAAGUUUUGUCACAUAAUAAAACUGUUUUCUGUAUAAUGUUGAAGGUAAUAAAUACAUGUCUGCUUAUCA
This is a messenger RNA of Diachasmimorpha longicaudata, 3078 nucleotides long. RefSeq lists its product as uncharacterized. The record is from RefSeq and is a predicted model, not a curated record. The coding region runs from base 13 to 1650 and encodes 545 amino acids. The transcript has 6 exons. Lineage: Eukaryota; Metazoa; Arthropoda; Insecta; Hymenoptera; Braconidae.